Molecule: messenger RNA, 875 nt
Organism: Pelobates fuscus (common spadefoot toad)
Lineage: Eukaryota; Metazoa; Chordata; Amphibia; Anura; Pelobatidae
Product: mucin-21-like
Exons: 9
Coding region: 45-596 (183 amino acids)
Source: RefSeq, a predicted model, not a curated record
UCUUGAGAUUUUCACUCUGAUUUGGAACUCACCCUACCACCACAAUGGCACUGGUAAUAACUGCAGCACUUCUCCUGGUUCUGAGUCUGAUGUUUAAUCCAGUCCACUUAGAAUCAUCAGAAAGUCCCACUACACAAUCUAGCACUGCAUCCAGUUCUACUGCCACCAGUGGUUCAACAUCCAACACAGAUAGCACUGCAUCCAGUUCUACUGCCACCAGCGGUUCAACCACCAACACAGCUAGCACUGCAUCCAGUUCUACUGCCACCAGCGGUUCAACCACCAACACAGCUAGCACUGCAUCCAGUUCUACUGCCACCAGUGGUUCAACCACCAACACAGCUAGCACUGCAUCCAGUUCUACUGCAACGAGCGGUUCAACCUCCAACACAGCUAGCACUGCAUCCAGUUCUACUGCAACGAGCGGUUCAACCUCCAACACAGCUAAAACUGCACUCAGUUCUUCGGCCACCAGUGGUUCAAAUUCCAACAUAGGCACUUCCAAAACAACUUCUGGUUCUGCAAAACAGACUUUCUCCAUAUUGACAUCUCUAAUCCAAGCAUUUGGCCUGGUUCUGAUCAUCAGAAAUCUUUAAUUGCAUACACCAAGUUAAGGAAUUGUAAUGUUAUUUUAAAGUGUUUUUUUACUUUUCUUUUCUAAAAUAAAAAGCAAUAUUUGAGGAGUCAGAAAAAUAAAUUGAAAUUGGUGUUAUGAAAGAUUAAGAAAAACACAUUUUUAAUUGGAAAUAUUACAAAAAGUGGUUUGCAACUUAAUAUUAACCACAUCAAUACUAUAUGGUAACUUAUAUUCUUUAUUUUCUGUUUGUUGUAUUUCACUCAUACGUAUGAAAUUAGGACAGGGAGUGGGUAGACCA